AUGACCACAAUGCAGAUGAGUUCUAGUCAAGGAACUGCAAGCAGUUCAAUUCAUUCGAAUCACCGAGAGAAGAGAGAAGAAACUGAUCACUUUUUCUCCAACUUCGAUGAAAGAACAUACACUCCAUUGUGCAACAUUUCAAGUCAAACAGUCAACGAUGUCUUUUGGAUCGUCCAACUCCGCCUUGUUGUAGAAUCAAUUACGAAGAAAAAAAUCAAACAAUACAUAUAUUAUAAAAUUUUAAUUAUGGAAAGAGCUAAGGAAUUCAUGAGGAAAUUGCGCGUAUUUUUAGGAGAAGAUAACCAUCUAGAAUUAGGGACACGAGAAUUAGGAAAUACAAUUGAUUUCCCAUGUUUUAAUGAACAUAUGAUGGAUGCGAACAGUAUAAUGACGGAACCAUAGACGGUUGAACAAUUGAUGGGCAGGAUGCUCGGAUUGCAAGAAUUUACGCAGGAAGUCAUACCUCUAAAUUCAAUGGAACCAACUUGUAAUGAAUUGGG
This is a messenger RNA of Sipha flava (yellow sugarcane aphid), 500 nucleotides long. RefSeq lists its product as uncharacterized. The record is from RefSeq and is a predicted model, not a curated record. The coding region runs from base 1 to 402 and encodes 133 amino acids. NCBI's taxonomy places the organism in Eukaryota, Metazoa, Arthropoda, Insecta, Hemiptera, Aphididae. The transcript is spliced from 3 exons.